ACAAGGUCCACGGCUGGGUCAUCAUGGCUAAGCACCACAGGACCCCUUACCGAAAUGCUGGGAGCAUCAUCGAGGUGAAAAGCAAAUUUGAUGCAGAGUUCAGACGCUUUGCCAUAUCCAGAUCCUGUGUUGGAGACUUCCAAGAAUUUUACCAGUUGAUUCAGACUGUGCACAAGAUCCGUAGUUUUGACAUUCUUUUGGGUUACACUGACAUCCAUGGUGACUUACUACCCAUCAACAAUGAUGACAAUUACCAGAAGGCACUGAGCUCAGCAAAUCCAUUACUUAGAAUUAUAAUUCAGCGGAGAGAGGUUCCCAGAUUGACCAGAUCAUUGCAUAUGAAAGAAAAGCUCAGUUCUGCUACGCGACAGUUAUCUUUGGAACCAGAGUCAGAAAAUUCUAUCUUUACAUCUAAUUCACUGCAAAGGAAAAAAAAAGGUCUCCUACGUCCCGCUCAGCAUCGUACUCGGCCACCGCUUCUUAUUGGGAUGCCCCAGGACUUUCGACAGAUAUCAUCCAUCAUUGAUGUUGAUAUACUCCCUGAGACACAUCGGCGGGUUCGUCUACACAAGCAUGGUUCCGAUAAGCCUUUGGGUUUUUACAUACGUGAUGGCAUUAGUAUCAGAGUCUCUCCUCAAGGAGUGGAAAAAGUUCCAGGAGUCUUUAUUUCUCGACUUGUUAAAGGUGGCUUAGCAGAGAGUACUGGGUUACUGGCUGUUAGUGAUGAAAUCUUGGAAGUCAAUGGAAUUGACAUAGCUGGAAAAUCAUUAGAUCAAGUCACUGAUAUGAUGGUUGCAAAUAGUCACAAUUUAAUAGUAACAGUAAAGCCAGCCAACCAAAGAAACAAUGUCAUCCGAACAAGCAAAGCAUCUGGAAGUUCUAGGGAGAGUACUGCAAGCCCAGUGUCACAUUAUACAAGCAAUUAUAGCACAGCUGAGGGUGACAGUGAUGAAGAUGGAGAUGUUGUCAUUGAGAGCGACUAUUCACCUGUGGUCAUUCACACACAAAACCAACUUGUCAAUGGAGAACUGCAAAGGAGCCUUCAGCAGAGCCUAUCACUACAUGGACCCCAGAACCCAUUACAUUCUGCACAUAAUCGUAGCAGAAGCCCUAGACUGACUAUAAAAGGACAAGAGAAUGGAAUGAGGGAAGAUGGUACCAUUAUAACACUAUAGUGAUCACUAACUGAACAAAACUAUAUCCACUUGUCACUCAUAGUGUUUGGAAGGUCUGUGUCUGUUUUAUACAUGUAGCCCAUAUUGGAUGCCCUAGAUAUUAUCUUAUUCAAGACCUCCUAUUGAAGUGCAUUUAAUCACUAAUUGUAUAUAUCAAGGCCAAGCUGCAAUAGGUGUAACCUAUGUAAAUGACCUGAAAUAAAAUGCAAAACAUCA
Pelobates fuscus (common spadefoot toad) is the source of this 1391-nucleotide messenger RNA. It is a transcript of the gene PARD6A, whose product is annotated as par-6 family cell polarity regulator alpha. The record is from RefSeq and is a predicted model, not a curated record. Gene Ontology annotation, cellular component: nucleus; apical plasma membrane; cell cortex. Gene Ontology annotation, biological process: centrosome cycle; regulation of cellular localization; establishment or maintenance of cell polarity. The transcript has 4 exons. Gene Ontology annotation, molecular function: protein binding. The coding region runs from base 24 to 1175 and encodes 383 amino acids. NCBI's taxonomy places the organism in Eukaryota, Metazoa, Chordata, Amphibia, Anura, Pelobatidae.